AUGAAUAGUCAAUGUUAUGUUGAAACACCUACAUUUACUAGAUCUAGUAAUCCUGUUCUCUUAGGAGAUGAAGAAGAAAUUAGUUGUCAUUCAGUAUAUAAUGAAUAUACAAAUGGAAUUAUUUCAUCAACAAUUCCUAUGGAAGAAACACCUUGUAUUCGAAUGGAAGAAACACCAUUAAUAAGAUUAAUUAAUCUACAUAUGACUGAAGAACCUCAUUCUCUUACUGAGCAACCUAUUGGCCAAAUCGAAUCAAUUGAACAAAAAGAAGAAAUAUUAAACCAACCACAAGAAACACAUCAACUAAAUUACUAUGAUGAUAUUGGUGAUAUAUUUAAUACUGAAAAUUUAAAAAGAAAAAUAAAUAGAUUAAUAUCACGACUUGAUCAAGUGUUUGAUGUUAAUCCUGUUUUUAUUUGUUUAUUAGCAACAGCUGGUUCAAUUAUGGGAGGACUUUUUGUCUAUAUAGUCAAACCUAAAGUAACUGUUGCCCGUCAAUUUGCAAUUCAGUCUAUUAUAGUAAAUGGUAUUACUGCAUAUUUUACUGUAUUACUUGGAAUCGCAUCAAUUUUUGCACACAAAUUAAUAUGGUUUUUUAUUAUUUCUAUUUUAACAAUGUUAUUCCUUUAUAUUAUUCAAAUAGGAUUGGUUAUUGCUGGAAGAGGAGUAAAAUUUUUUGGUUUUCCUUUACUUGGUACAUGGAUUCUUCGUCAAGCCCAACCAUCAACUCUUUUACCCAAUUAA
Molecule: messenger RNA, 744 nt
Organism: Entamoeba dispar SAW760
Lineage: Eukaryota; Evosea; Mastigamoebida; Endamoebidae
Exons: 2
Coding region: 1-744 (247 amino acids)
Source: RefSeq, a predicted model, not a curated record